UUCUCGACUCUUAAUCUAAAACUGGAGUUGCAAACGCCUGUAAAACUUGUUAACUUGCCAUCGGUUCCUGUCUGCGCUGACUACUGGCAUAACUCAGAAAAUCACAACGAGGCUUUUUUGCUUUGGGGAGAUACCGAUGGAUAUGUAAAUAUCAUAUUUUGGAGGUCAGCUCAAACUGUUCUCUUUGAACGUCCUCCCAAUCUUCCUCAAGAUAAGGAAGAAUCAACGAUUGUGGUUCACUAUUCAACCGUUUUGAAGAGCUCAGAAGCUGCAAUCAUUAAACGGUUCAAGGUUCACAACGAUUGGGUACGUCAAGAUGCAGUCAGUACACUGCGAACACAGAUUUAUUACAAAACUUACUUCCACGAGGAAAGAGGUAGACUAUUUAUAGCUUACAAUGCAACACUCGGAGUUCUGCAAAUGAAGCCGGAAAUUACCGAUCGUAUCUUUACGCAUAAUGAUCCAGUCGUUGGUGUCGUCUACAAUCCCAUCGUCACAGUAGGCCAAGGUGGUAGGAUGUCAUACUGGCUAGUGGAAAGUGGACAACGCGUUAAAAAUGUUAGCAACUGUCACGGCAACGCGGAAAUAACGUGUCUUUCCCAGGAUUCUACCUUUACGCGACUCUAUACCGGCAGCACUAAUGGCACUGUCAAGGUUUGGGACAUGAAUGGCAGCUGUCUACACACACUUGUUUGUCCACAGAAUUCCUUCUUGGAUAUUGCCCAAGUAGUAAUUCUCAAGAGAGCGGUAAUUGUGAUGGGCGGUUCGAAACACUUCAUGAUCUUCAAAUUAACCAAUUUUGGAGAUCAUUAUGUCUUCCCUUCGGAGUGGAAGAGCCCUCCACAACACAAGGAUGACGUGAUGGCAGGAUGCCCUUUACCUCCGCAUAGUCUUAUAACAGGUUCCUAUGAUGGAGAGCUGAUCGUGUGGAACACCAAUUCUGAACUCUUCUCUCGAUGCAUGAAUCAGCGGUGCAGUUCACACACGGAGACGUACUCAGAGAUGUUGUUCAACAUAUCCCGUGUGUUCUUGUUGGGCGCCAGAACAGCGAUCAAGUCGGGAAGCAGUAAAGGAGCGAAUGUUGUUUCUUGUGGCGGAAGUGGUUAUGUUCGUUUCUGGAAUGCCUACGAGUGCAUUCUUGUUGGCGAAUUCGCGGCUCAUCCCAAAGUAAGCAGUAUUGUUAUGGCUAUCGACCCAUCAAACGGAAUGCUGGCGACAGCUGAUGCGGAGGGAAACGUGAAGGUGUGGAACAUCGCCACCUACUGUCUGGUAGAGGGUGAGGAGGAAUGCAUGUAUGAACCCCCACUAAUUUCAAAGUGGACAGCUCAUCUUGACUUGAUCACUGAUCUGGUGUUCUGUGUACGACCGGAGAAGCGCGCUGUUCUUGCUACCGCCAGUUCCGACUGUUCCGUUUGUCUCUGGAGCAUCGAGGGUCAACGUCUUGGAAUCUUUGGCCAAACCGAGCGGUGGAAACUCGACAUCUACCAGAGGGAUCAGACGACUGGAUCCGUCUUCAGUCAGGAGAGUAAAUCCCAAUUCUCAGUUGAGAAAGAGAGCGAAGAAGACUCCAAAAAGACCCCCUCUGAAUCCGAUGAUUUCGAUCCAUUUGCUGGUCUACCAGGAAAGAAAUUCAACUUUGGAAUUAAAGAUAUUUUGGGUGACGGAAAGAUUGAAUCUGAGAGCGAUCUGGUUCGCAUAAGAAACAACCUUGUUGUUUGGGAUAAAACCUGCCUUGGUGAAGACUACCGAAAGAUACGGAUGGCCAAACCCAUGCGUCAACAGCCUAGGAGCCUGGUUGAGAUGCCCUUCCUCUAUGCUGACAAAGUGGGACGACCGAAUUACGGGCCAUACUACUCAGUAGGGCUUAGGCCGCUGGUGAAACAAAAGGACUCACAAAUGCCAGAUUUUAUCAUCAAUCCAGUAAAAUACUUUGCAAACAGAGAAGACUAUACCGGUACCAGUGCUCUUUACUCUCACAGCAAGCUACCCAUGGUUGAAAGCUAUGUGUACAACCAGAUGAACGCCAGCUCCUCUAUUAUUCCGAAAAAGCAGUUUACUGAAAAAGACCUCUUCCCCAAACACCUCCUGGAAUUUGAUGAACAACUUCAUCGGAUCGAUCAAUAUGCCCCUAGAGCUAGAGUCUUGUCGGUGGAGCACAAACCGGAGAAGGAGUCACCGGAAAGAGGUAACGCUUGGAGAUGGACUACUGCAAAACGAAAUUCCCUACAGAAGAUUCCGAAGAACGCCUAA
Hydatigera taeniaeformis is the source of this 2250-nucleotide messenger RNA. NCBI's taxonomy places the organism in Eukaryota, Metazoa, Platyhelminthes, Cestoda, Cyclophyllidea, Taeniidae. The record is from the annotation of a GenBank genome assembly.